UGGAGGGAAGGAAAUGGGUGAUAGAAUUACUUUAUGUUUAAAUUCUUUGUAUUACUCACUGACAUUGUAGCCAAAUCUUAAAACAGCUUUGUUUGCUUUCAGCAUUGAAGCUUGCUAUAAAUCACUUCACCAGGAGGCAUCUUCAGUUUGUUCUUUAGUUAGCAGCAAUACUUGAGUGCCUUUCUUAUUUAAGAAUUAGUGGCAAAUCACACUGUAAAACAAGACCUGUCAGUUGUUCUAUAAAUGCUUUUGAACUUGAUCCCUAGUUGAGCUCCUUCCCCCUCAGAGUCUGAUACAAAUUACCCUUUAUUGUCAGAGUAUUUGCUCAUUAGUCCUGUGAACUCUACAUUCAGACUCAUUGCUUCCUCCAGGUAGAGGAGCUUGUACCAUAAUAUUCUAUGUCCAUUUAUGUUAGUUUAAUGAAAUCUUGUGAAUUUAGGAAAAUAAAAGAACUGCUCAUACUUCCAUAUCUUUGUAGUAACUUCUGUUGUGUGUCCUUUUGUAGUCCCAUAUUUCCAUAUCCAUAUGCUUUGUCAUUCUUUUUUCUCUCAUGUCGUUUUCUCCAUUCUUCACCAAAACAGCAGCGUACAUAGGCACAUGGUUUUAUGAUCUGUUUUUCCCACUCAAUAUUUAAAAAAAAAAAAUUUGCCAUGUUAGGUAGGUUGGGUUCGGUGGCUUACAUCUGUAUUCCCAGCACUUUGGGAGGCCGAGGCAGGUGGAUCACCUCAGGUCAGGAGUUUGAGACUAGCCUAACAUGGUGAAACCCCGUCUCUACUAAAAAUACAAAAAAUAUUAGUGGAGUGUGGUGGCACAUGCCUGUAAUCCCAGCACUUUGGGAGGCCGUGCUGGGCAGAUCACGAGGUCAGGAAAUUGAGACCAUCCUGGCUAACGUGGUGAAAUCCUGUCUCUACUAAAAACACAAAAAAUUAGCCAGGUAUGGUGGCAUGCCCCUGUAGUCCCAGCUACUCGGGAGGCUGAGGCAGGAGAAUCGCUUGAACCAGGGAGGUGGAGGUUGCAGUGAGCUGAGAUUGCGCCACUGCACUCCAGCCUGGGUGACAGAGACUCUGUCUCAAAAAAAAAAAAAAAAAAAAAAAAGAAAAAUUAGAUGGGUGUGGUGGCAUGUGCCUGUAAUCCCAGCUACUGGGGAGCCUGAGGCAGGAGAAUCUCUUGAACCUGGGAGGCAGAGGUUACAGUGAGCCGAGAUUGCACCACUGCAGUCUGCCUGGGUGACAGAGCUAGACUCUGUCUCAAAAACAGAAAAACAAAAAAACAACUUUCCAGUGGCUUCUCACUGUUCUGAGAAUAAACUCCAGGCUCUUCCAUUGCAACCAACAUGAUCUGGUGAUUCGACCCCAGCCCCUCUUUCCAGGCCCUCAUCACCUUGAUCCUCUCUUAACCUAUCCUGCUCCAGCUGCACUGGCUGCCUUCCUAUUCCUCCAGCAUACCAAGAUUGUUUCUGCCACAGGGCCUUUGCAUCUGCUGUUCUCUUCGCCUGGACUCCUCUUGGUUCUUUUUUUUUUUUUUCUUUGAGAUGGAGUCUCACUCUGUCGCCCAGGCUGAAGUGCAGUGGCGCGAUCUCGGCUCACUGCAAGCUCCGUCUCCCAGGUUCAUGCCAUUCUCCUGCCUCAGCCUCCCGAGUAUCUGGGACUACAGGCAUCUGCCACCACGCCCGGCUAAUUUUUUUGUAUUUUUAGUAGAGACAGGGUUUCACCGUCUUAGCCAGGAUGGUCUCGAUCUCCUUGCCUCGUGAUCCGCCCGCCUGGGCCUCCCAAAGUGCUGGGAUUACAGGUGUGAGCCACCGUGCCUGGCCAUAGAGCAGUCUCUUCCUUUUCCUGUUGGGUCUCUGCUCAAAUGUCAUGUCAGAGAGGCAGACCUCUGGGGCGGUCUAUCUGAGGGAAUGCACCCAUCUCCCUUCCUCUGACCAGUCAGUUACCUUGCUUAUUCUUUCAAAGCUCUUACCACCACCUGAAGUCAUCUAUCUGGUUUGGUUAUUUUAUUGUUUAGUAGCAGUCUUUAUUUUAUUAUUAUUAUUUUUUUUUUUGAUGGAGUCUCACUCUGUUGCCCAGGCUGGAGUGCAGUAGCAUGAUCUCGGCUCACCACAACCUCUGCCUCCCAGGUUCAAGCGAUUCUCCUGCCUUAGCUUCCUGAGUAGCUAUGACUACAGGCACAUGCCACCAUGCCCAGCUGAUUUUUGUACUUUUAGUAGAAACGGGGUUUCACUAUGUUGGCUGGUCUUGAACUCCUGACAUCAAGUGAUCCGCCCACCUCGGCCUCCCAAAGUACUGGGAUUACAGGCAUGAGCCACCACGCCAGGCUGGUAGCAGUCUUUCCUAGAAUGUGGAUGCCUUGGAAAACAGGAGCUUUGCCUUGUUUCCCUAGAACCUAGAAUGGCAUCUGGCACACAGCAGAUGCUACAUCUAUUGUAAAUGAAUGAAUGAAAGAAGUGUCCUUGCAGCCACACUGGCAGCCGUAACAUAGUGGUUAUAAAUCUAGACUCUGGAGUCUCAAGUGCAAAUGUCAUUGGCCUCUCCUCCAGCCUCCUCAAGGGGCACUCAAUGAAAGAACCUGGAAGCGCCCUGAUAUGACUGUGGUUGGACUGACAUGACUGCCAGAUGGUGGGACUUGGUCUGGAGCAGAGACUGCUUGGAAUGGUAGAGGCAAAACUCAGCCCCUGGAGCUGCGCUUGUGGUGGAGCUGGACCCUGAUUUUAGCUGGACCUUGUUUUUAGAGACAGGGUUUCCUUCUGCAGUCUCAAACUCCUAGCCUUGAUUGAUCCUCCUGCCUUGGCCUCCCAAAGUGCUGGGACUACAGGUGCAUGCAACCACACCUGGCUAAUUUUCUUUUCUUCUUUCUUUCUUUCUUUUUUUUUUGAUGGAGUCUUGUUCUGUUGCCCAGGCUGGAGUGCAACGGUGCGAUCUCGGCUCACUGCAACCUCUGCCUCCUGGGUUCAAUCCAUUCUCCUGCCUCAGCCUCCCAAAGUGCUGGGAUUACAAGCAUGCAACACCACACCCAGCCUGAAACCCAGAUUUUUGAUAUGAAAUCAAAGUCUUCAAACCUUGUAGGUGUCAUAAAAAGCACGCUGAGGACCACUAGUUUGCAACUGCCAAUCUAAAAUAUCAUAGACAUUAUAUCACUUUUACCACGAAAAAAAAAGUAUGUGAGGCAGAAAAUGGAAGCAACCAUGCCUAAUUUAUUGUUGAAUACUUUUUCCGUAUACCAAGAGCUUUCUUUGCACUAGCAUCUGAAACUAUAUCCAGAAUGACAUUGGUUUUCAUAAAAGUGUUGAUCCUCACACCUCUUUAUAGUCUUGCACCUAGCACAGUGGAGUGAAACACUUUAAAUAGCACUUGUUCCUUGAGUAUAUAUGGAAAAAAGUGAAGUAUUGAUAAGUGUUCAGCUAAUAUGAGCAGCAUCUCAGGAGUCUCCAAUUCUUGAAUUACCAGGGAGUAUUUUUACCAUUUUCCCCCAGUGAAAGGCCUAUUUUGAGAGACUUACCCUCCAAAAUGAAUGUAUUAAGUCAUGUUCCUUUUUUUUUUUUUUUUUUUUUUUUGAGACAGGGCCUUGCUCUGUUGCCCGGGCUGGAGUGCAGUAGCAUGAUAGUUACAGGAAAGGGGUCCCAAUCUAGACCCCAAGAGAGGGUUCUUGGAUCUUGUGCAAGAAAGAAUUCAGGGUGAUGCCACAGUGUGAAGUGAAAGCAAGUUUAUUAAGAAAGUAAAGGAGGAGGGGCACGGUGGCUCACUCGUGUAAUCCCAGCACUUUGGGAGGCCGAGACAGGUGGAUCACGAGGUCAGGAGAUCAAGACCAUCCUGGUUAACACGGUGAAACCUUGUCUCUACUAAAAAUACAAAAAAAUUAGCCAAGUGUGGUGGCGGGCGCCUGUAGUCCCACCUACUCUGGAGGCUGAGGCAGGAGAAUGGGAUGAACCCGGGAGGCGAAGCUUGCAGUAAGCCGAGAUCGUGCCACUGCACUCCAGCCUGGGUGACAGAGGGAGACUCCAUCUCAAAAAAAAAAAAGAGAAGGUAAAGGAAUAAAAGAAUGGCUACCCCAUAGACAGAGCAGCCGUGAGGGCUGCUGGUUGCUCAUUUUUAUGGUUAUUUCUUGAUGAUAUGCUAAACAAGGGGUGGAUUUUUCAUGCCUCCUCUUUUUAGACCAUAUAGGGUAACUUCUUGAUGUUGCCAUGGCAUUUGUAAACUGUCAUGGUGCUGGUAGGAGUGUAGCAGGGAGGAUGAUGGGAGGUCAGUCUUGUCUCUGUUUUGGUUUUGGUGGGUUUUGGCCAGCUCCUUCACUGCAACCGGUUUUAUCAGCAAGGUCUUUAUGACUGGUAUUUUGUGGUGAACUUGUGUGUCAUCCUGUGACUUAGAAUGCCUUAACCAUCAGGGAAUGCAGCCCAGUAGUUUCAGCCUCAUUUUUCCCGGCUCCUAUUUAAGAUGGAGUUGCUCUGGUUCACACACCUCUGACAUGAUCACUGCUCACUGCGGCUUCCACCUCCCGGGUUCAAGAGAUCCUCCUGCCUCAUCCUCCCAAGGUGCUGGGACUACAGGUGUGUGCCACCAUGCUCAGCUAAUUUUUGUAUUUUUUGUAGAGACGGUGUUUUUCCAUGUUGCCCAGGCUGGUCUCAACCUCCUGGGCUCAAGCAAUCCUUCUGUCUCAGCCUCCCAAAGUACUGGGAUUACAGGCAUGUCCCACCAUGCCCAGACUAAUAUUUACUUUUAGUCAGACUAAGAUAGGGUUACUACUUGAGUUGCUAUGGCUCCAGCUGAAAGAAAGCCUGUGCAGUCAUAUCACGCGUAAACAUUUGCUUUAUGCUAAAAAUAUGGUGGACCUGGCAUUACAGCUAUUACAAAUCUCCUAAGUUGUCUCGGGUAGUGUAUUAGUUACUUUUCAUACUGCUAUGAAGAAAUACUCGAACCUGGGUAAUUUAUAAAGAAAAAGAGGUUUAAUGUACUCACAGUUCCACAAGGCUGGGGAGGCCUCAGAAUCGUGGCGGAAGGCAAAGAAGGAGCAAAAAGGUAUGUCUUACAUGGCAGCAGGCAAGAGAGCACGUGCAGGGAAACUGCCCUUUAUAAAACCAUCAGAUUUAGUGAGAUGUAUUCACUAUCACGAGAACAGUAUGGGAAAAACCUGCCCCCAUGAUUCGAUUACCUCCUACCGUGUCCCUCCCACGACACAUGGGGAUUAUGGGAACUACAAUUCAAGAUGAAAUUUCGGUGGGGACGCAGCCAAACCAUAUCGGGUAGCAACAACCUAGGGUCAGUUUUGCAGGUGGUAAAGCCAUUUACCAAGAUAGUUGUAGGUAAAGAAGGGCAGAUUUAUUAGAGAAAUUAUGAAAAUAUGUUGCAAUGGGCAGCUCAGCAGAGAAGGGGCUACCUGCAAAGAGGCAAGGGCUGGAGGAAAGUUUUAUAGGGUCCUGCUGAAGGGUGCUAUGUGUGGAAUGAGGUCAUUGUGCCCACAGGUUGUUUGUGAUUAGCUGUCUCUUAACAAUUGUUCAUACAAUAAUUGUUCAUUAUUGUUCUCAACUUGGGGCUCUCCCCAACCUGGGGACCCUUCCUUAUUGUUGCUUACUUAUCAGGACUCCACAUAAGGGUGUGGAAACUUCAUUCAUUCAUAUCUUCAACGCAAAUUGUAGGUAGCCUGUUUUUUAAAACAUUUAUUCAACAAAUAUUUAGUCCAAGCCACUAUUACUUAUUAUCUUCUCUACUAUUUUAUGGACUUUUAACUAUCUCUGACACUAUUCACUAUUCUUCCACAUUUUCUAUUAUUUAUACCUAUGGUAAAAUUUGCCAGUUUGACCAUACAACUAAUACUCACAGGGAAUAUAUAGAGUCUAGAAGAAAAUAUACAGGUCCUUAAAGGCUGCCCUGCCAACAAAACCAUAAUGCAGGAACAAACAUCACAACUAUGCCAAAUAAUCAAUCCUACAAUGUCCAGAAUUUUACUUUAAAACUGGAAUUUCCAGACUUCCUUUCUGCAUUAACCAGUUUAACUAGACAGUAAUGAAAUAUUCCUCCUACUUUAUGCUGUGAUAGUUUAUUUAUUUAUUUAUUUAUUUAUUUAUUUAUUUGAGACAGAGUUUCGCUCUUGUUGCCCAGGCUGGAGUGCAGUGGCACGAUCUCAGCUCACCACAACCUCCACCUCCCAGGUUCAAGCGAUUCUCCUGCCUCAGCCUCCCGAGUAGCUGGGAUUACAGGCAUGUACCACCACGCCCGGGUAAUUUUGUAUUUUUAGUAGAGGCGGGGGUUUCUCCAUGUUGGUCAGGCUGGUCUAGAACUCCUGACCUCAGGUGAUACCCCUGCCUCAGCCUCCCAAUGUGCUGGGAUUACAGGUGUGAAGCCACCGCGCCCGGCUGCUGUGAUAGUUGAGAUGUAAACCAAAAAUAAAAUUCUAAGUCACCCAAUCCAACUGAAUGGACCCUUCCUGUUGACCAAGGACAUUCCAAAGUAAACUGAAAAGACCAGCUUAGGCCAUGAUGGGAAGGGGAGGUGUCAACAUGCCUCAUUCUACCUUCCUCCCUCUGGAAUCCAGACACAACUGACCAGCAUUAACAUUAAAACAGAGAUCUUAAGCUGGGCACAGUGGCUCAUGCCUGUAAUCCCAGCACUUUGGGAGGCCAAGGUGGGAUCACCUGAGGUCAGAAGUUCAAGACCAGCCUGGCCAGUAUGGUGAAGCCAUGUCUCUACUAAAAAUACAAAAUUAGCCGGACAUUGUGGUGCACGUCUGUCAUCCCAGCAAGGCAGGAGAAUCACUUGAACCCAGGAAGCAGAGGUUGCAGUGAGCCAGGAUCAUGCCAUUGCACUCCAGCCUGGUCAACAGAGCGAGACUCCGCCUCAUUAAAAAAAAAAAAAAAAAUUAGCCGGGUGUGGUGGCGGGCACAUGUAGUCCCAGCUACUAGGGAGGCUGAGGCAGGAGAAUGGUGUGAACCAGGGAGGCGGAGCUUGCAGUGAGCCGAGAUUGUGCCACUGCACUCCAGCCUGUACAGAAAUGCAUUUCAUAAUGCAUUUUAAUUGCAUUAGCAGUGAUUUAAUUUUUUUAGAUGCUAAAACUUAUGGGUGAAAGUGGAUUAAAUGUAGCCAAAUGCAACAUCAAAAUCUUCAGGCACAAAAACCCAUUAACUUUUUCAUACUCUCAGAAGAUGAACCUAAUUUCAAAUGAAAGCUGCCUGCAGAAUAUAUUAAGCGUAUUCUAGAUAUAAUUCAUUUUGGCAAACAUACUGUAGAAAUUCACAUAACAUUUUACUGUACUAAAAGUAAAUUGCCCAUGUAACAAAAAAUAUCUUUUUAGAGCUUCAAAUGAAUUUUAAAGGAUGACUGAUGGUCCUUGGAAAAGAAACAGUAAACUAAUAAGGUUUGUAGCAAUGAUGUAUGAGUUAGACAUUGCAGUUCCAGAUGAUCUCUUUAUUAAAGAGACGAUCUACACUUAAUUUGGUCAACUGUUAUGAACAUAGUUCAUGUUAAGUCCCCAUUUAAAUACAACCUGAAAUACCAAAGUUAAUUUUCUUUUCUUUCUUUUUUUUUUUUAGACAGAGUCUUGCUCAGUUGCCCUUCCUGGAGUGCAGUGGCGUGAUCUCGGCUCACUGCAACCUCCACCUCCUGGGCUUGAGCGAUCCUACUGCCUCAGCCCCCCAAGUAGCUGGGAGGACAGGCGCAAGCCACGGCACUCAGCUAAUUUUUGUAUUUUUCAUAGAGAUAGGGUUUCACCAUGUUGCCCAAUUUGGUCUCGAACUCCUGAGCUCAAGUGAUCCGCCCGCCUUGGCCUCCCAGAGUGCUGGGAUUACUUACAGGCAUGAGCCACCGUGCCUGGCCAGAAAAUUUUAAACACACACAAACUCUCAAGUGGCCUAAUUCCCUCUCACCAAACCAAUCACAAUACAGAUAAAAGAGAAUAACUUGUAUUCAUUUUUGUACAAACAAAAAAGAUAUAAAUUGUGAAUGAUGCAUGAUUUUUAAUUACAAGUAAACUGGGCAAAUGCUUCUGCAUUAUUUAAAGCUAAAAGGUGAUCAGUGGAAACUUUCCUCUGUUAGUACUCUAAUACUUUUUAUAUUUAUCGGCUCACUACAACCUGUGCCUCCCAGGUUCAAGCAAUUCUCCUGUCUCAGCCACCUGAGUAGCCGAGACCACAGGCACGCACUACCAUGUCCAGCUAAUUUUGUAUUUUUAAUAGAGACAGGGUUUCACCGUGUUGGCCAUGCUGGUCUUGAACUCCUGACCUCAACCGAUCCGCCUGCCUUGGCCUCCCAAAGUUCUGGGAUUACAAGCGUGAGCCACCGCGCCCAGCCUUACUAUAAUUGUUACUAUUUAAAUCUCUUUUGCUCUCUCCUUCAAGAGAGACCUCAUCCCAUUCAGUUGCAUCCAUUUAUUUAUUCAUCUUCUGCCUCCUGGGCUCGAGAGAUCCUCCAGCGUGAGUCUCCCAAGUAGCUGGGACUACAGGCUCACACCACCAUGCUUGGCUAAAUUUUGUAGGUUUUGGAGAGACAGGCUCUUGCCACGUUGCCUAGGCUGGUCUCAAACUCCUGGGCUCAGAUGAUCCACCUGCCUUCGCCUCCCAAAGCACUGGGACAUGAGCUACCACGCCCAGCCGCAAGUACUUUUACACAAAAUGCAAACACUAUUCUUCCAUCAUAAAAGUGAUACCACAGCUUCUGUGAAGUUUUGCCAGGCAGUACUCAUAAUUACCUUGGGUAAACUUUUUGAUGUUAAACUGUAUCUUCUUAUUACGAGUUUUUCCAUUGUAUUAACUGCUUUUACAACAACACAAAUAACAAGUUAUUUUACAAACCAUUUAGAAAUUUCUGUACUAUGGUGCCAAUAAUGUAAAAUAUAUUAAUGCCUAUUACAUUCAGAUAAAUUAUACACUUGGAAACCACAUACUUAUGACUUACAGAAACUUACAUAAACAAAUUAUAGAAAUUAUAUGCUCAAUUUUUAGGUAUAUACUCUUAAAUUAAGCUUAAGUAUACAUUCUCAAGAUAAAUUAACAGUUCAGGGCUUCACAACUUGAAAUCUGUGGAAGAUGACAUUGGAGACAACAGAACUCUGGUGGAAUUCUUAGAUGGAAUUUGCUGAAACUUUUUUUUUUUUUUUUUUUUUUUUGAGAUGGAGUAUCGCUCUGUCGCCCAGGCUGGAGUGCAGUGGCGCAAUCUCAGCUCACUGCAAGCUCUGCCUCCCGGGUUCACGCCAUUCUUCUGCCUCAGCCUCCCGAGUAGCUGGGACUACAGGCGCCCACCACCACGUGCAGCUAAUUUUUUAUAUUUUUAGUAGAGAUGGGGUUUUACUAUGUUAGCCAGGAUGGUCUCGAUCUCCUGACCUUGUGAUCCACCCGCCUUGGCCUCCCAAAGUGAAACUUUUCUUUAAAAUAGAGAUGGGAUCUUGCUGUAUUGCCCAGGCUGGUCUCAGACUCCUUGCCUUAAGCAGUCCUCCCACCUCAGCCUCCUAAAGUGCUGGGAUUACAAGCGUGAAGCAUUACAUCCAAGUGAAACUUCUUGAGAUAGUUACAUAAUGUUUAAAUCUGCUGGUGUAGAAGUUAAUAAAGUGUAGAACUGAAUAAAUAUUAAAUAUUAGAUCAAGUUUCUCAUGUUUACCUUAACGUAUAAAGAUUUAUGUUAAAGCACUGAUUUUCACAAUAUAACAUCACUGUGAAAUUGGAAAAGAAGCCAAAUAUUUUAUUUCAUGUAUCUGGGAAAUGAGGUGCUUUAGUCACCUGAAUCUGCCCAAAACUAAAAAGCAUUAAUUAAAAAGUACUUAACUCAGAAAUUGUAAAAAUAGGAGACAUCAAUGAAAUACAUUCUACACAGAAUACGCCAACCAUACACUACUCUUUCUUGAUAAUAAAAAAUGUAUUUACUGAGCCAGUUGUGGUGGCUCACCCCUAUAAUCCCAGCACCUUGGAAGGCCAAUGAGAGGGGAUCAGUUGAGGCCAGGAGUUUGAGACCAGCCUGGCCAACAUGGCGAAAUGCCGUCUCUACUAAGAAUACCAAAAUGAGCCGGGCACGGUGGCACGCACCUGUAAUCCCAGGUACUCCGAAGGAUGAGGCAGGAUAAUUGUUUGAACUCAGGAGGUGGAGGUUGCAGUGAGCCGAAAUCAUGCCACUGCACUCCAGCCUGGGUGACAGAGUGAGUCUCUGUCUCAAAAAAAAAAAAUAAUAAGGAAAAGAAAAAAAGUCAGUUGCAGUGGCUCACACCUGUAAUCCCAGCACUUUGGAUGCCGAGGCAGGCGGAUUACGAGGUCAAGAGAUCGAGACCAUCCUGGCCAACAUGGUGAAACCUCCUCUCUACUAAAAAUGCAAAAAUUAGGCUGGGCACGGUGGCUCACACCUGUAAUCCCAGCACUUUGGGAGGCCGAGGCGCGGAGAUCACGAGAUCAGGAGAUUGAGACCAUCCUGGCUAACACAGUGAAACCCUGUCUCUACUAAAAAUACAAAAAAUUAGCUGGACGUGGUGGCAGGCACCUGUAGUCCCAGCUACUUGGGAGGCUGAGGCAGGAGAAUGGCGUGAACCCGGGAGGCGGGGCUUGCAGUGAGCCGAGAUCCCACCACUGCACUCCAGCUUAGGCGACAGAGCCAGACUGUGUCUCAAAAACAGGAAAGAAAACAAAAGAAAAUUUGGACUAUUGCCAAUUACAAAUAUUUUUAGAGAAGAAUUCAAAACAGUAACUGUGGAUGAUGGAAACAAUAGUUAUGAUAAAAGUCUGAUGAAACUUCCCAGUUCACAAGGAAAUUUAAUUAUGUGCAGCAUUUUAAGACAGUAAUCAGAAUCAUGACUGACAGCAUCAUAUCAGGGCCACCAGACUUUUAUAAAUUUCAUACAAUCUUCAGAAAUAAUAACUUUUUUUUUUUUUUUUAGAUAGAUUCUACCUCUGUCACCCAGGCGGGAGUGCAGUGGCAUGAUCUCGGCUCACUGCAAUCUCCGCCUCCUGGGUUCAAGCAAUUCUCCUGUCUCAGCCUCCCGAGUAGGUGAGACUACAGGCAUGUGCCACCAGGCAUGGCUAAUUUUUGUAUUUUUAGUGGAGACAGGGUUUCACUCUAUUAGGCUGGUCUGGAACUCCCGACCUCAGGUGAUCCACCUGCCUUCGUCUCCCAGAGUGCUGGGAUUACAGGCAUGAGUGACGGUGCCCAGCCAUUCAUGACAUGUUUAUACAGAUAUAACUUUAGCAAAUAUUUAGCAUAACUAUCAAAAUUACAAAUCAUAUUAAAUUUGUAUAAAUGUAUGCAAUUUUUGGAACACGUAUAUCAACAACAUACCCAUAAAUAUAACUGAGAUGAGAUCUAAUGUCACCUCACUUGACAGUGCCCUCCCAUGCAGUAUCGCCACAUUUGACAAUGCCUGCCCAUUUAAUCUACCAAAUAAAUCGAAUCACUUAAUACCUCUACAAGAUGAGAGAUACAUUCUUUAGACUCCCCAAGGGAUGCAGCUGAAAAAAUCCCAAAGUUAGUUUUAAGCCAAAAAGACUUGAUUUAGGAUUUUGACACUGGAGAAACCCAUCGAAGAUGUCAAGUUUGAAAACACUUGAUCAAAACAGAAUCACAGGUCACUAUUAAAAGAGUAUUAAUUUAACCAGAGACUUCCAAAGCAAUACAGAAACUUACAUGGAUAUAAAAACCUUAACCCUUUUGAAGGUCAGAUUUGCUAAGUGAUCAAAAGGGGUACUUGAAUUGAAUCGACACAGGAAGAGUGUGUACAGGGUUAUGAGUGUAGGCAAAUGGUUACUUUGGUCAUAUCUCCAUUUGCCACCUGAUUACACAUGAGAAUGGCAUCUUUACUCACCAGAAAGCCAGUAUUAUGGGAGGUGUAGGAGGCAUUCUUGGACCUGAGACAAGAACAUUGUUGUGUAGAAAUUUCAUUGACUGUGUUAAAAUUAUUCUCCAUGGGCUGGAGAACACAUAACGUGGCGUUUAGAAUGAGACGGGCAUUGAUUGGAUGCAAGGUCUCCACACUUACUAGCUGUGUGACAUUGGACAGAGUGCUUCAUCAUUCUGAGACUCAGUUUUUAAAGGAUAAACAACUAACUACCUUGCAAGCUUGCUAGCAGGUUUAAGUGUAAUAAUGUGUGGGAAUGACUGCACCGUGACUAACACGUAGUGACAGCUUAAUUAAUGUUAACCCUUAUCAUUAUCAUAUAAGAAUGUGAGUUACAUAAGAGAGGAAUCCUGUCAGUUCAUUCUCUGCUGUGUCCCCAAGACCAUGAAUCAUGGCUGGCACGUAGUAGGCAUUUAAUAAUAUUUGUUCAACAAGUAUUUGGCAGUCUUGGAGGGCAGAAAAGGAGGUGGGGAAGAUUUUUAAAUAACAUUUUUUAAAAAGUCACAUUGUCCUGCAAUACCAAUUUUUCUUGCAUAUUUAGGAAAUUGAGGGUUUUUUCCUAAAACAUGCGGACAUAUGGGAAAUAGGAUGCAACAUUUGCACUAAUGUUUCAGACACAGUUAGAGGUUUCCAAGAGAUUUUGCGCUGGGGAGGCUGCUUGCUACAAGCUCCCAAAGCUCUGGGAGGACAUAGUAUUCAUUCGUCCCUCAGCAGAAGCGGUGAGGCAAGAAGCUCUGGGGAGCACCCAGCCUUGGACUUUUAGCAUAGUGUGUCAGGUCUUCAUAGUUUGGGCCCAGGACACAGAGAAGUCACAGCUCUCCGGCAUCCUGUGACCUUUACCCUCUUUGCCAAGGGAAAAUGUGGCCCUCCAAAGCAAGAAACUUGAGGGCAUAGGUCCCCCCAGCUCUGGCAUCUGCCCAGAGCCCGAGAAGCAAGGAACAAUGAUCCUCCAGCUACCUCAAAGGGCUGGUACAGGUGGCCACUGCCCUGGCAUCACCCAGCUGUGUUCGGCAGCCUGAACCCCAUCUGUGGGGAUGUGAGGAGGAAAAUACAAAAGUCCUUAGGUGAACACUGAGAAGGCAGAUGCAGCAGAAGCCUCCAGGCCGGAACUACCCAGUCUUGGACCUAUGCUGGAGAUAGAGCAUAGCUGGCGAUCAUGUGUCCUUACACUGUAAGGUCACCUGGUUGCACUAUGGCCUCAUCUGUGGCUCUGAAAAUGAAGAUUUGGAAGGAGAUCAUCACAGCUAAUGUUUAACAAGCCCCUCCUGUGUGCCAAAUCAUUCACCCCUCACAACAACCAAAUGAGCUAAGGAUUCUCGUUAUAUAUAGUUUAUGGAGAAGGAAGUGCAGACAUAAAGAGGUGAAUUAUCUUACCCAGAUCACACAGCUGAUAAGUGGUGGAGGCAGAAUAGAAUCUAAACAGUGUGGCUCCGGAGCCCACAUGCAUUGAUUCGACAAGUGUUUAUUGAGCACCUGCCACGGACAAGGCCUUGUGUGAUUAAAUAGGGUUAUAAUUAGUAAUAUAAAAAUGAGAAAUCACUAAUGCUUUUUAGACUUAACAUUUUCUUUUUUUGUAGGUUUCAGGCACAGAACUGUAUAUCCAAUAAUAGUGAAAUGGAUCCCACUAAUUAUGACCGAAAUGAUGAUACAUUUAAAUGACUUGGAUGUUUUAUAGGUAUGAUCUCGUGAAACCUUGAGAGAAACUGAAUGACGAAUGAAACUGUUGUUCCUGUUUCACACAGAAGAAAACUGAGGUUGGCACUCAUGAUGAGCCCCUGUUCUCAUUCUGCAAAUGGUGAAGCUCUCUAUUGUCCUGACCCCACAGUUCCUGUCCCAUGACCAGGGCCAGCUCACCAAGGAGCUGCAGCAGCACGUAAAGUCAGUGACAUGCCCAUGCGAGUACCUGAGGAAGGUUAUCAAUACUCUGGCUGACCAUCAUCAUCGUGGGACUGACUUUGAUGAAAGUCCUUGGUUACAUAUCAUUAUUGAGUUUCCGAGAAGUUAUGAAGUUGUCAUUACCCUCUGGACAGUGUACCUUUGGUUGUCUUUCCUGAAGACUAUCUUCCAGUCUGAAAAUGGACAUGAUGGAUCCACGGAUGUACAGCAGAGAGCCUGGAGGUCCAACCGCCGUAGACAGGAAGGAAUUAAAAUUGGCCUGGAAGACAUCUGUCCUUUACGGAAACAGGUGGAAACAAAAGUUCAAGCUAAAAUCCGUAAGACGAAGGUCAUAAAGAAAGUCAACCAUCAUUACAAAAUCAAUGGAAAGAGGAAGACCGCCAAAAAACAGAAAAUGUUUCAACGUGCGCAAGAGUUGCGGCGGCGGGCAGAGGACUACCACAAAUGCAAAAUCCCCCCUUCUGCAAGAAAGCCUCUUUGCAACUGGGUCAGAAUGGCGGCAGCGGAGCAUCGUCAUUCUUCAGGAUUGCCCCACUGGCCCUACCUCACAGUUGAAACUUUAAAAAACAGGAUGGGCCACCAGCCACCUCCUCCAACUCAACAACAUUCUAUAACUGAUAACUCCCUGAGCCUCAAGACACCUUCCGAGUGUCCGCUCACUCCUCUUCCACCCUCACCUCCACCCUCAGCGGAUGAUAAUCUCAAGACACCUCCCUUAGCUACUCAGGAGGCUGAGGCAGAAAAAACACCCAAACCCGAGAGGCGGAGGGCCGCUGACGUGCAACCAACACCCGAGAGGCCUAGGGCCGCUGACGUGCAACCAUCACCGAAACCCGAGAGGCCGAGGGCCGCUGAGAUGGAACCAUCAUCACCCGAACCCGAGAGGCCGAGGGUCGCUGACGUGGAACCACCACCGAAACCCGAGAGGCAGAGGGCCGCUGACGUGCAACCAUCACCGAAACCCGAGAGGCCGAGGGCCGCUGACGUGCAACCAACACCGAAACCCGAGAGGCCGAGGGCCGCUGACGUGCAACCACCACCGAAACCCGAGAGGCCGAGGGCGGCUGACGUGCAACCACCACCGAAACCCGAGAGGCGGAGGGCCGCUGACGUGGAACCAUCAUCACCCGAACCCGAGAGGCCGAGGGUCGCUGACGUGGAACCACCACCGAAACCCGAGAGGCCGAGGGCCACUGACGUGCAACCAUCACCGAGAGGCGAAGGGCCGCUGACGUGCAACCAACACCGAAACCCGAGAGGCGGAGGGUCACUGACAUGCAACCAUCGCCGAAACCCGAGAGGCGGAGGGCCGCUGAUAUGCAACCAUCGCAGUAACCCGAGAGGCCAAGGGCCCCUGACUUGCAACCAUCAUCACCCGAACCCAAGAGGCGGAGGGUCGCUGACGUGGAAGCACCACCGAAACCCGAGAGGCCGAGGGCCACUGACAUGGAACUGUCAUCACCCGAACCCAAGAGGCAGAGGGCCGCUGACGUGGAACCACCACCGAAACCCGAGAGGCCUAGGGCCACUGACAUGCAACCAUCACCGAAACCCAAGAGGCGGAGGGCCGCUGACGUCCAACCAACACCGAAACCCGAGAGGCCGAGGGCCGCUGACAUGGAACCAUCAUCACCCAAACCCAAGAGGCGGAGGGUCGCUGAUGUGGAACCACCACCGAAACCCGAGAGGCAGGGGGCCGCUGACGUGCAACCAUCGCCGAAACCCGAGAGGCCGAGCGCCCCUGACGUGCAACCAUCAUCACCCGAACCCAAGAGGCGGAGGGUCGCUGACGUGGAACCACCACCGAAACCCGAGAGUCCGAGGGCCGCUGACGUGCAGCCAUCACCGAAACCCGAGAGUCCGAGGGCCGCUGACGUGGAACCAUCAUCACCCGAACCCCGAGAGGCGGAGGGCCGCUGACGUGCAACCACCACCGAAACCCGAGAGGCCGAGGGCCGCUGACGUGGAUCCAUCAUCACCCGAACCCGAGAGGCCGAGGGUCGCUGACGUGGAACCACCACCGAAACCCGAGAGGCCGAGGGCCGCUGACGUGCAACCAUCACCGAAACCCGAGAGGCCGAGGGCCGCUGACGUGCAACCAUCACUGAAACCCGAGAGGCCGAGGGCCGCUGACAUGGAACCAUCAUCACCCGAACCCGAGAGGCCGAGGGCCGCUGACAUGCAACCAUCACCGAAACCCGAGAGGCCGAGGGCCGCUGACGUGGAACCAUCAUCACCCGAACCCGAGAGGCCGAGGGUCGGUGACGUCGAACCACCACCGAAACCCGAGAGGCAGAGGGCCGCUGAUGUGCAACCAUCACCGAAACCCGAGAGGCCGAGGGCCAAUGACGUGCAACCAUCACCGAAACCCGAGAGGCAGAGGGCCGCUGACGUGCAACCAUCACCGAAACCCGAGAGGCCGAGGGCUGCUGACAUGGAACCAUCAUCACCCGAACCCGAGAGGCCGAGGGUCGGUGACGUGGAACCACCACCGAAACCCGAGAGGCAGAGGGCCGCUGACGUGCAACCAUCACCAAAACCCGAGAGGCCGAAGGCCGCUGAUGUGCAACCACCACCGAAACCCGAGAGGCGGAGGGCCGCUGACGUGGAACCAUCAUCACCCGAACCCGAGAGGCCGAGGGCCGCUGACGUGCAACCACCACCGAAACCCGAGAGGCGGAGGGCCGCUGACGUGCAACCAUCACCGAAACCCGAGAGGCAGAGGGCCGCUGACGUGCAACCAUCGCCGAAACCCGAGAGGCCGAGGGCCGCUGACGUGGAACCACCACCGAAACCCGAGAGGCCAAGGGCCGCUGACGUGCAACCAUCACCGAAACCCGAGAGGCCGAGGGCCGCUGACGUGGAACCAUCAUCACCCGAACCCGAGAGGCCGAGUGUCGCUGACGUGCAACCAUCACCGAAACCCGAGAGGCGGAGGGCUGCUGACGUGCAACCACCACCGAAACCCGAGAGGCGGAGGGCCGCUGACGUGGAACCAUCAUCACCCGAACCCGAGAGGCCGAGGGUCGCUGACGUGGAACCACCACCGAAACCCGAGAGGCCGAGGGCCGCUGACGUGCAACCAUCACCGAAACCCGAGAGGCCGAGGGCCGCUGACGUACAACCACCACCGAAACCCGAGAGGCCGAGGGCCGCUGACGUGCAACCAUCACCGAAACCCGAGAGGCCGAAGGCCGCUGACGUGCAACCAUCGCCGAAACCCAAGAGGCCGAGGGCCACUGACGUGGAACCACCACCGAAACCCGAGAGGCCGAGGGCCGCUGACGUGCAACCAUCACCGAAACCCGAGAGGCCGAGGGCCGCUAACAUGGAACCAUCAUCACCCGAACCCGAGAGGCCGAGGGUCGCUGACGUGGAACCACCACCGAAACCCGAGAGGCCGAGGGCCGCUGACGUGCAACCAUCACCGAAACCCGAGAGGCCGAGGGCCGCUGACGUGCAACCAUCACCGAAACCCGAGAGGCCGAGGGCCGCUGACAUGGAACCAUCAUCACCCGAACCCGAGAGGCCGAGGGUCGCUGACGUGCAACCAUCACUGAAACCCGAGAGGCGGAGGGCCGCUGACGUGCAACCAUCACCAAAACCCGAGAGGCCGAGGGCCGCUGACACGGAACCAUCAUCACCCGAACCCGAGAGACCGAGGGUCGCUGACGUGGAACCACCACCGAAACCCGAGAGGCCGAGGGCCGCUGACGUGGAACCACCACCGAAACCCGAGAGGCCGAGGGUCGCUGACGUGGAACCACCACCGAAACCCGAGAGGCCGAGGGCCGCUGACGUGCAACCAUCAUCGAAACCCGAGAGGCGGAGGGCCACUGACGUGCAACCAUCACCGAAACCCGAGAGGCCGAGGGCCGCUGACAUGGAACCAUCAUCACCCGAACCCGAGAGGCCGAGGGUCGCUGACGUGGAACCACCACCAAAACCCGAGAGGCCGAGGGCCGCUGACGUGCAACCAUCGCCGAAACCCGAGAGGCGGAGGGCCGCUGACGUGCAACCAACACCGAAACCCGAGAGGCCGAGGGCCGCUGACGUGCAACCAACACCGAAACCCGAGAGGCGGAGGGCCGCUGACGUGCAACCAUCGCCGAACCCCGAGAGGCGGAGGGCCGCUGACGUGCAACCAACACCCGAGAGGCCUAGGGCCGCUGACGUGCAACCAUCGCCGAAACCCGAGAGGCCGAGGGCCACUGACGUGGAACCAUCAUCACCUGAACCCAAGAGGCGGAGGGUCACUGACGUGGAACCACCACCGAAACCCGAGAGGCCGAGGGCCGCUGACGUGCAACCAUCGCCGAAACACGAGAGGCGGAGGGCCGCUGACGUGCCACCAUCACCGAAACCCGAGAGGCGGGGGGCCGCUGACAUGCAACCAUCACCGAAACCCGAGAGGCCGAGGGCCGCUGACAUGGAAACAUCCUCACCCGAACCCGAGAGGCCGAGGGCCGCUGACGUGCAACCACCACCGAAACCCGAGAGGCCGAGGGCCGCUGACAUGGAACCAUCAUCACCCGAACCCGAGAGGCCGAGGGCCGCUGACGUGCAACCAUCACCGAAACCCGAGAGGCCGAGGGCCGCUGACGUGCAACCAUCACCGAAACCCGAGAGGCGGGGGGCCGCUGACAUGCAACCAUCACCGAAACCCGAGAGGCCGAGGGCCGCUGACAUGGAACCAUCAUCACCCGAACCCGAGAGGCCGAGGGUCGCUGACGUGGAACCACCACCGAAACCGGAGAGGCAGAGGGCCGCUGACGUGCAACCAACACCGAAACCCGAGAGGCGGAGGGCCGCUGACGUGCAACCAUCACCGAAACCCGAGAGGCCGAGGGCCGCUGACAUGGAACCAUCAUCACCCGAACCCGAGAGGCCGAGGGCCGCUGACGUGCAACCAUCACCAAAACCCGAGAGGCGGAGGGCCGCUGACGUGCAACCAUCACCGAAACCCGAGAGGCCGAGGGCCGCUGACGUGCAACCAACACCGAAACCCGAGAGGCCUAGGGCCGCUGAUGUGCAACCAUCACCGAAACCCGAGAGGCGGAGGGCCGCUGACGUGCAACCAUCACCGAACCCCGAGAGGUGGAGGGCCGCUGACGUGCAACCAUCACCGAACCCCGAGAGGCCGAGGGCCGCUGACAUGGAACCAUCAUCACCCGAACCCGAGAGGCCGAGGGCCGCUGACGUGCAACCAUCACCGAACCCCGAGAGGCCGAGGGCCGCUGACAUGGAACCAUCAUCACCCGAACCCGAGAGGCGGAGGGCCGCUGACGUGCAACCAUCACCGAAACCCGAGAGGCCGAGGGCCGCUGACAUGGAACCAUCAUCACCCGAACCCGAGAGGCCGAGGGUCGCUGACGUGGAACCACCACCGAAACCCGAGAGGCCGAGGGUCGCUGACGUGCAACCAUCACCGAAACCCGAGAGGCCGAGGGCCGCUGACGUGCAACCAUCACCGAAACCCGAGAGGCCGAGGGCCGCUGACAUGGAACCAUCAUCACCCGAACCCGAGAGGCCGAGGGUCGCUGACGUGGAACCACCACCGAAACCCGAGAGGCCGAGGGCCGCUGACGUGCAACCAACACCGAAACCCGAGAGGCCGAGGGCCGCUGACGUGCAACCAUCGCCGAAACCCGAGAGGCCUAGGGCCGCUGACGUGCAACCAUCACCGAAACCCGAGUGGCGGAGGGCCGCUGACGUGGAACCACCACCGAAACCCGAGAGGCGGAGGGCCGCUGACGUGCAACCAUCACCGAGAGGCGGAGGGCCGCUGACGUGCAACCAACACCGAAACCCGAGAGGCGGAGGGCCGCUGACGUGCAACCACCGCCAAAACCCGAGAGGCGGAGAGCCGCUGACGUGGAACCAUCAUCACCCGAACCCAAGAGGCAGAGGGCCGCUGACGUGGAACCACCACCGAAACCCGAGAGACGGAGGGUCGCUGACAUGCAACCACCGCCGAAACCCGAGAGGCCGAGGGCCGCUGACGUGCAACCACCGUCGAAACCGGAGAGGUGGAGGGCCGCUGACGUGCAACCAUCGCCGAAACCCGAGAGGCGGAGGGCCGCUGACGUGCAACCAACACCCGAGAGGCCUACGGCCACUGACGUGCAACCAUCACCGAAACCCAAGAGGCGAAGGGCCGCUGACGUGCAACCAUCGCCGAAACCCGAGAGGCCGAGGGCCCCUGACGUGCAACCAUCAUCACCCGAACCCAAGAGGCAGAGGACCGCUGACGUGGAACCACCACCGAAACCCGCGAGGGUCGCUGACGUGCAACCACCGCCGAAACCCGAGAGGCGGAGGGCCGCUGACGUGCAACCAUCGCCGAAACCCGAGAGGCGGAGGGCCGCUGACGUGCAACCAACACACAAGAGGCCUAGGGCCACUGACGUGCAACCAUCACCGAAACCCAAGAGGCGGAGGGCCGCUGACGUGCAACCAACACCGAAACCCGAGAGGCCGAGGUCCGCUGACGUGCAACCAUCACCGAAACCCGAGAGGCCGAGGGCCGCUGACAUGGAACCAUCAUCACCCGAACCCAAGAGGCGGAGGGUCGCUGACGUGGAACCACCACCGAAACCCGAGAGGCAGAGGGCCGCUGACGUGCAACCAUCACCGAAACCCGAGAGGCCGAGGGCCGCUGACCUGCAGCCAUUGCCGAAACCCGAGAGGUCGAGGGCCCCUGACGUGCAACCAUCAUCACCCGAACCCAAGAGGUGGAGUGUCGCUGACGUGGAACCACCACCGAAACCCGAGAGGCCAAGGGCCGCUGACGUGGAACCAUCAUCACCCGAACCCCGAGAGGCGGAGGGUCGCUGACGUGGAACCACCACCAAAACCCGAGAGGCCGAGGGCCGCUGACGUGCAACCAUCGCCGAAACCCGAGGGGCGGAGGGCCGCUGACAUGCAACCAUCGCCGAAACCCGAGAGGCCGAGGGCCGCUGACGUGCAACCACCACCGAAACCCGAGAGGCCGAGGGCCCCUGACGUGGAACCAUCAUCACCCGAACCCAAGAGGCGGAGGGUCGCUGACGUGCAACCAUCACCGAAACCCGAGAGGUGGAGGGCCACUGACGUGCAACCAUCACCGAAACCCGAGAGGCCGAGGGCCGCUGACAUGGAACCAUCCUCACCCGAACCCGAGAGGCCGAGGGCCGCUGACAUGGAACCAUCCUCACCCGAACCCGAGAGGCCGAGGGUCGCUGACGUGCAACCACCACGGAAACCCAAGAGGCCGAGGGCCGCUGACGUGCAACCAUCGACGAAACCCGAGAGGCCUAGGGCCGCUGACGUGCAACCAUCACCGAAACCCGAGAGGCGGAGGGCCGCUGACGUGCAACCAACACCGAAACCCGAGAGGCGGAGGGCCACUGACGUGCAACCAUCACCGAAACCCGAGAGGCCGAGGGCCGCUGACAUGGAACCAUCAUCACCCGAACCCGAGAGGCCGAGGGCCGCUGACGUGCAACCAUCACCGAAACCCGAGAGGCCGAGGGCCGCUGACACGGAACCAUCAUCACCCGAACCCGAGAGGCCGAGGGUCGCUGACGUGGAACCACCACCGAAACCCGAGAGGCCGAGGGCCGCUGACGUGGAACCAACACCGAAACCCGAGAGGCCGAGGGCCGCUGACGUGCAACCAACACCGAAACCCGAGAGGCCGAGGGCCGCUGAUGUGCAACCAUCGCCGAAACCCGAGAGGCCGAGGGCCGCUGACGUGCAACCAUCACCAAAACCCGAGAGGCGGAGGGCCGCUGACGUGGAACCAUCAUCACCCGAACCCAAGAGGCGGAGGGUCGCUGAUGUGGAACCACCACCGAAACCCCAGAGGCGGAGGGCCGCUGACGUGCAACCAUCACCGAGAGGCAGAGAGCCGCUGACGUGCAACCAUCGCCGAAACCCAAGAGGCGGAGGGCCGCUGACGUGCAACCAACACCGAAACCCGAGAGGCCAAGGGCCGCUGACAUGGAACCAUCAUCACCCGAACCCAAGAGGCAGAGGGUCGGUGACGUGGAACCACCACCGAAACCCGAGAGGCCGAGGGUCGCUGACAUGCAACCACCGCCGAAACCCGAGAGGCGGAGGGCCGCUGACGUGCAACCAUCGCCGAAACCCGAGAGGCCGAGGGCCCCUGACUUGCAACCAUCAUCACCCGAACCCAAGAGGCGGAGGGUCGCUGACGUGCAACCACCGUCGAAACCCGAGAGGCGGAGGGCCGCUGACGUGCAACCAACACACGAGAGGCCUAGGGCCACUGACGUGCAACCAUCACCGAAACCCAAGAGGCGGAGGGCUGCUGACGUGCAACCAACACCGAAACCCGAGAGGCCGAGGGCCGCUGAUGUGGAACCAUCAUCACCCGAACCCAAGAGGGGGAGGGUCGCUGACGUGGAACCACCACCGAAACCCGAGAAGCCGAGGGCCGCUGAUGUGCAACCAUCAUCACCCGAACCCCGGAAGGCGGAGGGUCGCUGACGUGGAACCACCACCGAAACCCGAGAGGCCGAGGGCCGCUGACGUGCAACCAUCACCGAAACCCGAGAGGUGGAGGGCCGCUGACGUGCAACCACCACCGAAACCCGAGGGGCCAAGGGCCGCUGACGUGGAACCAUCAUCACCCGAACCCAAGAGGCGGAGGGUCGCUGACGUGGAACCACCACCGAAACCCGAAGGGCCGAGGGCCGCUGACAUGCAACCACCGCCGAAACCCGAGAGGCCGAGGGCCGCUGACGUGCAACCAACACUGAAACCCGAGAGGCCGAGGGCCCCUGACGUGGAACCAUCAUCACCCGAACCCAAGAGGCGGAGGGUCGCUGACGUGCAACCACCGCCGAAACCCGAGAGGCCGAGGGCCGCUGACGUGCAACCAUCACCGAGAGGCCGAGGGCCGCUGACGUGCAACCAACACCGAAACCCGAGAGGCGGAGGGCCGCUGACGUGCAACCACCGCCAAAACCCGAGAGACAGAGGGCCGCUGACGUGGAACCAUCAUCACCCGAACCCAAGAGGCAGAGGGCCGCUGACGUGGAACCACCACCGAAACCCGAGAGGCGGAGGGUCGCUGACAUGCAACCACCGCCGAAACCCGAGAGGCCGAGGGCCGCUGACGUGCAACCACCGUCGAAACCGGAGAGGUGGAGGGCCGCUGACGUGCAACCAUCGCCGAAACCCGAGAGGCGGAGGGCCGCUGACGUGCAACCAACACACGAGAGGCCUAGGGCCACUGACGUGCAACCAUCACCGAAACCCAAGAGGCGGAGGGCCGCUGACGUGCAACCAACACCGAAACCCGAGAGGCCGAGGGCCGCUGACAUGGAACCAUCAUCACCCGAACCCAAGAGGCGGAGGGUCGCUGACGUGGAACCACCACCGAAACCCGAGAGGCAGAGGGCCGCUGACGUGCAACCAUCACCGAAACCCGAGAGGCCGAGGGCCGCUGACCUGCAACCAUUGCCGAAACCCGAGAGGCCGAGGGCCCCUGACGUGCAACCAUCAUCACCCGAACCCAAGAGGCGGAGGGUCGCUGACGUGGAACCACCACCGAAACCCGAGAGGCCGAGGGCCGCUGACGUGGAACCAUCAUCACCCGAACCCCGAGAGGCCGAGGGCCGCUGACGUGCAACCAUCGCCGAAACCCGAGAGGCCGAGGGCCGCUGACGUGCAACCAUCGCCGAAACCCGAGAGGCCGAGGGCCGCUGACGUGCAACCAACUCCGAAACCCGAGAGGCCGAGGGCCGCUGACGUGCAACCAUCGCCGAAACCCGAGAGGCGGAGGGCUGCUGACGUGCAACCAUCACCGAAACCCGAGAAGCCGAGGGCCGCUGACGUGCAACCACCACCGAAACCCGAGAGGCCGAGGGCCGCUGACGUGGAACCAUCAUCACCCGAACCCAAGAGGCGGAGGGUCGCUGACGUGGAACCACCACCGAAACCCGAGAGGCCGAGGGCCGCUGACGUGCAACCACCGCCGAAACCCGAGAGGCAGAGGGCCACUGACGUGCAACCACCGCCAAAACCCGAGAGGCCGAGGGCCGCUGACGUGCAACCAACACCGAAACCCGAGAGGCCAAGGGCCCCUGACAUGGAACCACCAUGCAAACUCAGGAGGCCGAGGGUCGCUGACGUGGAACCAUCAUCACCCGAACCCAAGAGGCGGAGGGUCGCUGACGUGCAACCACCGCCGAAACCCGAGAGGCCGAGGGCCGCUGACGUGCAACCAUCGCCGAAACCCGAGAGGCCGAGGGCCGCUGACGUGCAACCAACACCGAAACCCGAGAGGCCGAGGGCCGCUGACGUGCAACCAUCACCGAGAGGUGGAGGGCCGCUGACGUGCAACCACCGCCGAAACCCGAGAGGCGGAGGGCCGCUGACGUGCAACCACCGCCGAAACCCGAGGCGCGGAGGGCCGCUGACGUGCAACCACCGCCGAAACCCGAGAGGCGGAGGGCCGCUGAUGUGCAACCACCGCCGAAACCCGAGAGGCCGAGGGCCGCUGACAUGCAACCAUCAUCACCCGAACCCAAGAGGCGGAGUUUGAGUUAGCUUGGAACAGGCUAUUGCACUCAAGCCUGAGCAAUAAGAAUAAAACUGAGUAGAACAAAAUAAAAAAAUCAAAAAACAAAACAAAACCCACACUCCAAAAACAAACUAACAAAGAAUAAAUAAAUAAUAUAAAAAUGAAAUAAA
Molecule: messenger RNA, 24390 nt
Organism: Gorilla gorilla gorilla (western lowland gorilla)
Lineage: Eukaryota; Metazoa; Chordata; Mammalia; Primates; Hominidae
Product: serine/arginine repetitive matrix protein 2-like
Exons: 8
Coding region: 13583-24241 (3552 amino acids)
Source: RefSeq, a predicted model, not a curated record